AUGUCGUCCUGCGAGGAGCUCUCCAGCUCGGCUGAUUCUUCACUAACGUGUCCUAGCACUUCGGAGCUACAAGACGACAUGUCCAGCUCCACGCUCGCUCUCCUUACAGCCGCAGACUUGCCGUCUUCGUCUCAAAAUGACGUCACAAACGUGGCCACCACUGCUCUCCAUCUGGAGCGCUACGCUUCGGAGCUUCUGCUGUGGCUGCAACGCUCGGACGCGGCAGUUCCGGCCGAUGACGCGCUCUUCUUCUUCGAGACGCGCCACCCAGAACUUCUUGACGACCUGCCGCUGCUCUUCGCGUGGCUCUCGCUCUUUCUGGCGCAGCACGAAGACUCGUCCGGUGUCAAGGCGACAGGCAUCACGGCGCGCGCCGUGCAGCAGCUCGACAGUUCCGGGGACAUGACUGCUGUUGCCGAGCACUUCGCACUCAAGAGCGCACUCACGCCUCUGUACUGGAAGCAUGAGGGCGACCGGCAGCAGCUCAGAGCAGAGGAGAGCGACGCCGUCGAGACCACGAGCAGCAGACCCAGAACCGUCUUCCAGGACGAGAAGGGUCUGCUGGAAUGGAUAUUAAGCCACAGAGACGUGCCUCUCACUAGACAGGACAUCGUGGACCACGUGAUGGAGGAGUAUCCGGUCUUUGCGGCUUCUAAGAGCGCGGCGGCGCUCAAGGUCUGGACGUCCAGAUUCCUGAAGAAGCACAUCCCGUCACAGUCGCUAAUUGCGUCAGCACCAGCAGUACAUGUUGGUGUUGUGCAGGAGAUCAGUGGAGAUGUAGAUACAGAGACGCAGAUGAUGACGAUGGCGACACACCAGGACGCUGCGACGCUGUCGACGGACGCGGUGGAGGCGACGGUAGUGAGUCCGACCCCACCGCUGCUGCCUCAACCCAAGUCUGCGGAAGGAGAUGCAGUCCUGGUGGAGACACAGGAAGAAUCUGAUGACCCCUCGACUCAACACACAGGCAAGCGUCGAUCGGGCUCGGGUCGAUACAUGCUCUUCUCGAACGAAUUCAAGCUGCACGCAGUAAAUAUGCUGGACGAAGGUAAAACUGUCACCCAAGUGGCCGAAGAAUUGGGCCUUAAGAACCCCAACUGUUUGAGUUAUUGGAGGAGCAUUCGAGACAAAUUAGUCACGGCCGAGAGGAAACGAUUCCGCUUAGCAGGAGGAGGACGACGCAGUAGCUGCUCGUUCGAGGACGAACUGCUCACGUGGGUCAGCGAGCGGCAUCACCAAGGCCAAGGCACCGACGUCAAGGCUGUACUCGAAUACAUGAAAGAAUAUCACUCGUCCUUCACUGAGGGCAAGAAGGAGCCAACACUUCGCAAGUGGAUCCUUCGCUUCUUCAAACGCUGUUGGCGAGCUCCAUCCACAUCCAUCGACUCACAAGACGCAGAGAAGUCGUAUAUAUUUGUCUAA
Messenger RNA from Phytophthora nicotianae INRA-310, 1422 nucleotides. RefSeq lists its product as hypothetical. Bases 1 to 1422 code for a protein of 473 amino acids. The transcript has 2 exons. NCBI's taxonomy places the organism in Eukaryota, Oomycota, Peronosporomycetes, Peronosporales, Peronosporaceae. The record is from RefSeq and is a predicted model, not a curated record.